AUGGCUGACGUGGUGACGCUCGAUGUGGGAGAUCCGCAUAUCUUAGUGCGGUACGAGAACGACCCGCACGGCUUCUUCUGGCAUCACAUAUUGUUGUUGUUCAGGGUGAGUGAGGACAUAUGGAUCUGCCUUACCCCAGAUCACGAUUUAGUCCGUGUCAAGUUGCUAGACACACGCCACGAGGUGCUCGAGCGCAGAGCCCCCUUCCCGGCACACCUGGCGAACCAGGUGUACGCCCACGACCCGAUCGGGGGAGCGGCGUUCGCAGCCUUGCGGCGCCGAGCGCGGCUUCAAGGACAGCUGCUCGGCGUCGGCCAGGUCGACGCGAUCGAGCGCAUGAUCUGGGUGGUGGCGGAGCCGCGGUCCCACAGGUUCGGCGAGAUCAUCGACGCGGCGUUGAUGGGGGGGACGGGCUUCGACCAGAAGGGCGUGGCGGUCCUGGACGGAGAGGAGUUCUUCGUUCAGAAGAUCGCGGCCAGCGGCCUGAGUGACUUCAAGAGGGAUGCGAAGGCCGACAUGGGGGACGUGCGCACGCUGGGCGACCACCACGACGAGGCGGGCCAGAGGAUACUGAGGCUGUCCGAGGCGGUGGCGCUGAUGCGCGACGUCGAGCAGCCUAACUACCCGCUCACAGGAGUCAAGAGCGUAAAAGAGUUCCUGGACAGCGUAGCCUCGUGGCAUGGGAAUAUGGCAUCGUACCAGGCCGAGUGGGAGAGGCUCAGCGGCAUCGGAGAGGGCUCGGCGGUCAACCACGCGCACAGGAACCGAUGUGAGGUGAUCAGGCUGAUGCACUCCCGGGACCAGGUCGACGUGUCGAUGUUGGCCUCCGCGGAGCUCCUGGUGCGCUGGCUGAUCCAGACGGAGAUCGCAGUCGAGCGCAACCCGCGCCGCCCCGACUACAGUGGCCUGGACAUCGUCAUCUCCGCGCCCGUCAACGCCGUCGAUCGGGCCUCCACCUCGAAGUUCAACACCUGGGCCACGGAUCGGCUCAAAGAGAGGGCGACGAUCCGGAAGCAGGAACGUCUCUACCGGGAGGAGCAGAAGCAGACCCGCAAGGGCGACGGCAAGGGUAGCAGCAGCCUCGACCCGAACCUGAAGCGGCACCCCAAGAAGUCGAAGGGAGGAGCGGCCGGCGCUGGCAUCAGGUCACGCGAUCGCCGGCAGGGAGAUCCCUUCCCGCUGCCAUGCGACGCCGCUGGCCUCGGCGAUGCAUGCGACCCUGCGCGGCUUCGGCAGGCUUUUGACUCGGUUCGGGCCCUGAACCAGCUUGCCGCCGCCAGCCUGAAUUCACGUCGUGCCCAGGGACACGACCUACCACCUGAGGGGCACUUCCGGCCCACCGCUGUGCAACGCUGGAUGCCCCAGAAUGUCGCGCGGCGGGUUGAGGCGCAUGGGGAUUGCCCGGCUGACCUCGCAGAGGAAUCGUCCCGCGCGGAGAUCCUCGACUCCAGAGACCACUACGGCAUGGAGCCCAAGAACUUGGCCAGCUUCGACUUCGACAAAGUCAAGAUCCUGCAUCGGAGAUUACCACCUGCAGCUCUUGGCCACCUCAGGCACGCUAGCGACCUGAUCAAGAGAGACGAGGCGGAGCUAGAGAGGGGCCGAGCCGAGGGCCAGGGGUUCUCGCCGCAUUGGGACCCCGCUCUUCGGCGCUCGCGAUACCUACGGAAGCGGCUGCAUCAGCGUCUGAGUCAGCAGGGCCUUCUGACUUGGCGCCGGCGGCUGAAGGCGCGCGCGGGCAUCUUCGUGGUCAAGAAGAAAGAUGGACUCCAGAGACAUAUCAUCGGCGCCCGUGCGGCGAAUAGGGCACGUCGGCUCCCACCUACUACUCGACUGGGUUCGUCUCGCUGCAUGGCGGACCUUGACCUCUCCGACCCCCGCCUGAAGGCCUCCGGCUUCGGGGGGAUAGGCUCGGGGACUGUCGCCAGCUCGGCGGGGCUGGAGGGCGACGUCGGGGACUGCUUCUACAACUUCACGAUUCCCGAGUUGGCUUCCUGGUUCGGCUUCGAGGACCGCUUCGACACCGUGGAGCUGGGCGACAUGGGCUGCCGGCCCGCGACCGUGUGGGACGACGCCACGGGGGCCGAGUCCGAAGUCGUGGACGGCGAGGCGCUGCACCCUUGCAUGACGGCCGCGUGCAUGGGCUGGUCUUGGGCACUGUACUUCGCUAACGAGGCCGUCGCCUACCGAGUGGAGAAGACGCUCGCCGACGGCCCUGACCAGAUCAUGAGAGAGAUGCAUCCUGCACCCAUUUUGAAGCCCGGCAAGUGCGCGACGGGCGUGCACGUGGACAACGCGCAGGUGAUCGGAGGCUGCAAAUCUGACACAGCGAAGCAGAUGACGGAUAUUGAGAACAGUUUUGGCAAGGACAACAUUCUGUCCGAUAUCGAGUCGGGCGGUGAGUUCGAGAUGCAGACGCUGGGUUUGGUGUUUCACUGGAGGGGGCGGCGACUUCGGCACAUGACACGACGGGUCUGGCGUGCUUUCUUGGCUGGGCACGCUCUCCUGCGGCGGCGCGAGCUCCAUGGGCACGCCCUCCAAUGCUGGCUGGGACACGUCGUGAAUCUGAACCAGCUCUGUCCCGAAGCCAUGUCCGCUCUGAACGCCUGCUACCGCUUCAUCGACGAGGCCCUGGAGGUGCCGAAGCGGACGUGGCCCUCGGUGAAGUCGGAGAUCCGUUGCGCGAUGAACCUGCUUUUCCUGAUGGAGGCCGACCUCGGCGCCCAGUUUUCCGACCGGGUCUACUGCGGGGACUCCUCCACCCGCGGUUACGCUUUGCACGUGACGGCGGGGGGGCCCGGCGAGAUCCGCGAGGCCUGGAAGUGGCGGGAGCGCUGGCGGCACGGGGGCGUCCCGACGGUGGAGGGCCAGGUGUCCGAGGGCCUGGGCUACGUGCAGGGCGGCGCCCCAGGCUUCGCUACUGGGCCGCUGACCGCCUUCGGCCAGGCCCUCCGCAGCCGGGCGGAGGCGCGCCCGAGGCCACGCGGCCGCUCGGCGGCUGGCAAGGUGGGCCGCGCCAAAGUGACCCUGGACUCGGGGAUCCCCGCGCUGGCCGACGGCUGGACCCACCGUCGGCGCUGCCACUUGGUGGCGGCCGACCGCUGGCGCUGGCAGGACGAGCGCGUCGACCUGAAGGAGGCGAGGGUGGCCCUGAUGGGGCUGCGACGACACUGCCGAUCCGUCAGGCUGCUGGGUUCGAAGCUGCUGACGCUGAGCGACAGCCAGGUCACCGUGGGGGCCCUCGAGAAGGGUCGCUCUAGCGCUGGCCUGCAGGCAUUGUGCAGGCGGGCGGCAGCUUGCCGGCUGACGGAUCGGAACCCGAGCGACUUCGAUUCCCGCCAGUGGGUUGCCAAGUGCACGACGGGGCAGCCGGCCUUGGCGCUUGAGCGCCGGCCGAGGCCUGAGGCGCCGCCAGACCAGACGGCGACAGCGGUGGGCCCCGCGGGGAAGGCGGAGGCCAUCGACCCCUGCGGCUUCUUGCCCAGCGUCGCCGACACGCACGUUUCUCUCGAGGGUGAGCUGAACGAGACGAUAGACCGCGACGUUGGCAGGCGCGCCCGCGCCGGCAGGCAGCGGCUGCCAGGCAAGGGCCGCCCGCGCCUGCCAUCGGCGCCGCGCCGGGCGGGGCCCAUCGAGGUUCCCAGGCGCGACUCGCUGGUCAUGGCAACAGUCACAGGUGCGACCCUCGAGAGGUACGCCACGGCCGCGCACGAGUUCGAGGUCCACGCCCAGGCCAAGAAGCUCGACCUGCAGCCGCUCAGCCGCCUGGGCGACAGCCUCGCCCAGGACUUCGUGGACAUCUGCGACGACGGCUUCGGGGUCUGGGAGGGCCGGAACACCUUGCACGGCUACCGCCUCCUGCGGCUCAAGACGACAGGCAAGGUGGACCGCCCGAAGGCGCUGGCCUCGCUCAAGGGGUGGGCGAAGCGGUCGCCUGGCCGCACGCGCCUGCCCCUGCCCGACAUCAUCGCGGACGACAUCGCGCUGAACCUGGCGGGGCACGACUUGCCGCUGAUGGGCGCAGCCGUGUCGCUGCAGACGGAUACCUACACCCGGCCCUCAGAGGUGGUCGAGCUGCGUCAGGGCCAGAUCCUGCCACCAGCUCCAGCCGCGAAGCUCGGCGCGCACUAUGGCAUCGUCAUCGCACCCCCAGGGUGGUACGAGGUCACGGAGACGGGGGGACAGGGCGACAGUCUGCUGGUCGGCGACGCGGCGCGCCCCUGGCUGACGAAUGUCCUGCGAAUCCUCCACCAGCCCAAGGCCGCCGACUCCCAGAAGCUCUUCGACUUCACGUUGCCGGAGUACGAGCGGCACUCAGGGGCCUCGAACGACAAGGCACACAACAGGCGGACUCUGAAGGAGAUCCAGAAGCGCGGCCGAUGGGCCUCGUCCGCGUCGGUGGUCCGCUACGAGGAGGGCGCCCUCAUUUUGCAGCAGCUGCGCAAGGUACCGCAGCAGAAGCAGAAGCUGGCAGCGCGCAGGAGCAAGCUGUUGCCCCAGCGCCUGCUCGAGCGCCUUCGCCAAAA
This is a messenger RNA of Prorocentrum cordatum, 4526 nucleotides long. The record is from the annotation of a GenBank genome assembly. Lineage: Eukaryota; Dinophyceae; Prorocentrales; Prorocentraceae.